Messenger RNA from Schizophyllum commune H4-8, 324 nucleotides. RefSeq lists its product as uncharacterized. NCBI's taxonomy places the organism in Eukaryota, Fungi, Basidiomycota, Agaricomycetes, Agaricales, Schizophyllaceae. The record is from RefSeq and is a predicted model, not a curated record. The transcript has 3 exons. The coding region runs from base 1 to 324 and encodes 107 amino acids.
AUGCUGUACUCGCGGGGUCGGCUGGAUAAGGACGCCCAGCGAUCGCGCGACGUAGCUAGCCGCGCUCCCCCUUCUCCCCUCGCUGGGGAGGAGGAGGAGGAGGAGGAGGAGGAGAGGGAGGAGGAGGAGGAGGAGAGAGGGCCUGAUCAACGGCGGUCGUUGGCCUCGGCGGGAUUGCAGGAGCCCCUCUCCUUGGCUCAUUCCGAGGUAGACGGCGCUGCGACGGUGGUCGUCUUCACUAUGGUGUACGACCGGCGUAGCUUGCGCAAUAAGACGUGCACCGACGCCAUCGUCAAGCUGCUGAGUCUUGGGUUCAAGUAUUGA